AUGUUUAGCAGUUGGAGUUGGCGGCUAUUAUUGGUGACGAGUGGAAUCGUUAUAAUAUGCGCAACCGCAACUGCGUAUACCACUCCAAUAACACAAACAGAAGCUUUUCAAACUGAAGGUCCAAUCAUCAUACCGCUCGAAAAAGAAAUAGUGUUAGAAAAAGGUCAGAAUCUCACGCUUAGAUGUAAAGGAAUGAAUGCAUUGCAAUUUAAGCAACAAGAAAUCCCUGAAGAAGUCAUUGGAUCGAAAUUUAUUAAAACACAAAGAACUACAGAAUCUUCUGACCCUAAAUAUAAAUACGAAACUGAACUCAGCUUGUAUAACGUCGACCAAUUUUCAGUCGGUUACUACGCUUGUUUUGAUAGUACAGUUAAUGGCAGCGAUAUAUUAAACAAUGUAAUGGAGGAACCGAAUGACACCGAACACAUCACUUACGUUUAUAUCUAUGUUAAUGGCACGAAUAGCUUGUUCGCACCCAUGAGGGAGGUCGUAAAAGCCAGAAGCGGGUCAAAGGUCGUAAUUGAAUGUAGACCUACGACACCGGACAUAAAAGUUACACUUGUGGGGGACUUUCCAGACAUUGAAUAUGAGCAAUAUGAUCCUAAAGUUGGGUUCACCCUUGAUAGUGAUGUUUUUUCGGGUCUUCCGAUAAUCAUUGUGAGUUGUGACGCUAAGAGGCGAGAUGGUUUUGCGGAAAGAAAAGACAUAUUUGUACAUAAACAUUCGAACGUUCCACCACCUGAGCCAAAAAUAAUUGGUGGAUUACAGUAUUAUCUUGAUGGAGAAUAUUUCUCUCUUAAUUGUACAGUCAAAUAUCAAAGUAAUUCUGCCUUGGCAUUAAUUUGGGAGACGCCGAAUCCGACAUCAAAGGUAUAUCUUAGAACUAACGAGAAUGAAACGACUGGUGGAAUUUUAUAUUCCAAUAUAACGAUAACGAAUGCUACAGUGGAAGACGCAGGAGUUUACACAUGCGUUUCAAAAAAUAGCUACGGGCAAAGGAACGUUUCCUUUGAGAAGAAGCAUUUAGAUACCGGGUUUAUAAAUUUAACAAGAGGUGGCAAAAGCGACCCGAUUGAAACGAGUCAAAGGAUAUUUCGAUUAUUGUCGUACAUAAACGACUAUCCACCGGCACAUAUUGUUUUCUUCCGCGAUGGUAAAGAAUUAUCUAUGAAUAAAUCAAAGUACGACAUAAGAAGAACUGAUUCUGGAGCCGUGACGUUGCUUAUUAGAAAUUUGACCGUGAUGGAUACGGCAAAUUACACUUGUGUUGCAACAAACCAGUUUACAUCAAAGAGUGUAACAUUUGAUUUGAGAGUUAAAGCUUCUCCAAUAGUUGAUUUUGGGCCUGACGCUGAUAGAAAGUAUGUAGAGAAUACUGUGGCAAAUCUACAAUGUAAGGUAAUAGGUUAUCCUUUGCCCACAAUUGAUUGGAUAUUUACUAAUGAUCAGGGUGAUGAGCAAGCGUUAGUGUCCGAUAAAAAUAUAGCAACAUUGAAUACAGUAACAUCAUAUCUCCCAAUACCAGUCCAUACAUCUGGUAACAUUACUUGUAAGGCUUCAAAUGCAAUUGGUUCAGCAUCAGCAUCCAGGAAAUUCCUUGUAUAUGAAGUGCCUGGUGGUUUUGGUAUAAAACACAGCAACGAAACAUGGUUUUAUGAAAAUCAGAAUGUGACUAUGACAUGUCUUGCUUCGAAAUAUGAUUUUGUGAAUAUAGUAUGGGUGGGAAUAGACGGCGUAGAAUUAGAGUCUGUGGAAUUUUUUGAGAAUCCAUUUUCUUACGUUGCGAAGCUAAAAUUAGAAAACAUAUCUCCACUCCAAGCCGGUAACUAUACGUGUUACGCAGUGAGAAUGGAUGAUACAGAAGAAAGUCAAACUAUAUCAAUCACUGUAGCAGCGAUAAAACCACCCAUUAUAAUUGAACCAAAAAAAGAGCAGAAUGAAGAAGUAUAUCCAUAUCAACCACUUCAGCUUACUUGUCAAGCGGAAGCUGUUCCACCUCCACGCAUUGAAUGGUAUAAGGAUGAAAUAAUUUUACAAAACGAGACCAAUACUGAGAUUAUUACAGAAGCCUUAGACCACAGUAAAGUAAAUUCAACUGUUUUAAUAAAACAAAUGUUAGAAGAAAAUAAAGGCAAAUACAAGUGUGUUGCUGAGAGUAGAGGUGAAACUAAAAUAGGACUUUUCAAUAUAGCUAUAAAAGAGAAAUCAACUUAUAAGACGGCAUACUUAACCGUUAUAGGAGUAAUAGUUUUUGUAUUAAUAUUGUUGAUCGUUUACCUUGCGUGGAAGAUUCGCAAGGAAAAGCAAUUUAGAAAGGAACUUGCAGCGGCUGGAUUGUUGUAUUUUAAAGAAGGUGUAACUAGGUCUCUUAAUCCUGAAUUAGGAAUUGAUGAACAAGCGGAGCUUCUACCAUAUGAUGAACGGUUUGAGUUUCCACCAGAAAAACUUGUUUUAGGUAAACAAUUGGGUGCUGGAGCAUUCGGGGUUGUUUAUAAAGCAGAAGCUCGUGGAAUAAUCGAUGCCGAAGAAACAACACAGGUGGCGGUGAAAAUGGUAAAGAAGACCGCUGAUAAUAUGUAUAUCAAAGCUCUAGCUUCAGAGCUUAAGAUAAUGGUGCAUCUUGGAAAACAUAUAAAUAUUGUUAAUCUUCUAGGAGCAUGCACAAAAAAUGUUGGAAAACGUGAAUUGAUUGUAAUUGUAGAGUACUGUAAAUUCGGUAAUAUUCACAACUAUCUGCAGAAGCAUCGUGAGGUAUUUAUUGAUCAGCUCACGGAUAAUAAGGACAAGAAUCUUGGUAAAGUCAAUAAAGCUUUUUCGUGCAGCAGCGGAAGCAGCGCAAUGCAAUCUGACUACUUCAGCUCAAACCAUACGCAAGAAACUGAUCAUACAUUUUUGAAUACAGCAAACACGAAUAGAUCGGGAAGAAAAGUAUCAGAGACGGGUUACGUUCAGCCCGAAUGGCGUUCUAACUACGAAAGUGAUUACAGUGAUGGUCGAGCACCACGACCACUCUUUUCAAGGGAUCUCCUAGCUUGGGCCUUCCAAAUCGCCAGAGGAAUGGAGUAUCUCGCAAGCAGAAAGGUCUUGCACGGAGAUUUAGCGGCGAGAAACAUAUUACUGGCAGAAGAUAAUAUUGUAAAAAUUUGCGACUUCGGUCUUGCACGGAGUAUUUACAAGAAUGACGAAUAUCAAAAGAAAGAAAAUAGUCCUUUACCAGUAAAGUGGUUGGCAAUCGAAUGCAUGACUGAUCGAAUAUUUUCUACUCAGUCAGACGUGUGGUCUUUUGGCAUUGUCCUUUGGGAACUAUUUUCGCUUGCUAAGACGCCGUAUCCGAAUAUAAGUCCACCGAGCCUGCUACAAUGGUUGUCUGCGGGGCAUCGAUUAGAGAAACCCGCUUACGCAGAUGAUCGUUUAUAUGAUGUCAUGCUUCGUUGCUGGGCUUCAAAACCCACUGAGCGUCCUUCUUUUACACAGCUUCAGGAAAUACUUGGCGGAUUCCUUGAAGAUAACGUCCGAAAUCACUACGUUGAUCUUAACUCUGCAUACAUGGAUAUGAAUAUUAAAACAGAAGGCCAAGAAGAUUACUUAGCCAUGGUGUGUGCUCCUGAUUAUAACAAUUUAGUAACGCCAAGUCCUCACCACUACGUAAAUGAUACCAGGAGCUUCUUCCCACCCACUCCUACACAAUUACAGCAUGAUGACGAAGGUUAUUUACAAAUGAGCCCUGCAACAAAUCAGAAUACAUUUAGCCCUCGUGCAGCUAGCACCAAAUUUGAUUUUGACGCUAGGAAAUUAAACCCUUGUGCUGAAGCAACGACGUAUGGUUCGGAACUAACUCCCAUGUUGACUCUAAAUAAUGUAGCAGCAAGAAGUGGAUCAGAAUCUGAUCAUGAUGGUAUGUUGCUGUUUGUUUAG
This is a messenger RNA of Parnassius apollo (apollo), 3915 nucleotides long. Lineage: Eukaryota; Metazoa; Arthropoda; Insecta; Lepidoptera; Papilionidae. The record is from the annotation of a GenBank genome assembly.